Messenger RNA from Poecilia reticulata (guppy), 7037 nucleotides. NCBI's taxonomy places the organism in Eukaryota, Metazoa, Chordata, Actinopteri, Cyprinodontiformes, Poeciliidae. The record is from RefSeq and is a predicted model, not a curated record.
AGUCACAUUAUGCUCUAUUAUUUAUUUUACCUUAUAUUUAAAAAUCCUAAUUGCUCUUUCUGAACCACUUGAACGAAGGUUUGUUGCAGUUUAUUUUAGAUAGUCAACUUAUAGUUUUUGCCAGUUUCUGUUUCUUUAUUAUUCAUUUAACGUCAUCUGUUAUACUGCUGACUGACUAACUAGUAACUAGAAAGAAACAACAAAAAGCAUCUCAUCAGAAGAUUACAAGUAGAUCUAGUUCCAUGGAAGGAAAAUAAAGGGGAUUGUUUUAUGUUCAUAUAUCCAGAUAAAAUCUGGCAGUUUUGAGUCUGGGAUGAAAUCUGGGAAUGUGUGAGUGAGAUGAGAGCUUUUGGGGAACCCAAGCUGUCGUGAAGCUUUUGAUUCUGCCUCAUUCUCAUCAUUAUCUGUCUUCUUCGCUUUGUCUUCCAAAGAUAAAAAGCAGGACAGAACGUCACAGAUAUGAAUCCACGAUAUCCGUGAUGUGACUGAUUACUAUUACAAUAAAAAAAGAUGCUCCGCUUUUACAGCCGCCAUAAAACAACAAAAUGAAAACAGGCAUCUUAGUUCAACGUUUAGAAAAGAUGAAUCAUCUGGGGAAGUAGUGAAGUGUUCCUUUACGUCUAAAGGGGCCGAUUAGAAACUCGUGAGGAGAAAUGCAGCAGCAGAGGAAGACGAGACGUGGAACACAUCGAGUCAGGAUGCAGCUCCCCUCCCAUCCGGAGCACAGGGAGUAGGCGGUGCUCGGCUUAUUCCUUACUAAGUACUUACAGCCUCUCCCCUCUCAUAGCAGAGAGAGAGUGUGUGUGUGUGAGGGAGAGGGGGCCAGUCGGCUGCACUGAUUCAAAGCCUGCGUGUGUUUUUGUGUUGUGCUCCGCACACUAGAGGGAAUUGGCUUCCCGAUCACUCUCCAAUCUUCCGCCCCAGAGCGUUCCAGCACCCUCCUCCCUUCCCUUGAGCCCCCUUGUGUCUUCCUCCCCCCCCGGCGAGGGAGUUCCGUGCCGGCCCCAUGAUGAAGGAGGAGGGCCUGCUGAACCGCCGGCGGUUCUCCACGUGCGGUGGGACGGCGUCGCUUCGACCUCCGCACCCGGACGGACGCAAGCUCAUCCGCAACGCCUCCUUCGGGGGCUAUAACGAGCUGUCGCCCAUCUCGCUUCCAGGUUUUGAGAGAGUAAAGGAGGACCUUCUUCCUCUGCCUUUGAAAGAGGAUUCGAAUUCCAUAUCAAAGAGCAAGUCUGAAACCAAACUGUACAAUGGUUCAGAUAAGGAUGUGCCAGCGUCUGGCGGAAAGCUCACCAAGAAGGAGUCCCUCAAGGUGCAGAAGAAGAACUACCGAGAAGAAAAGAAAAGGGCGACCAAGGAGCUGCUUAGCACCAUCACAGACCCUUCUGUUAUCGUCAUGGCCGACUGGCUGAAGAUCCGAGGCACACUGAAGAGCUGGACCAAGCUGUGGUGCGUGCUGAAGCCCGGCGUCCUCCUCAUAUACAAGACUAACAAAAACGGCCAGUGGGUGGGAACGGUGCUGCUGAACGCCUGCGAGCUCAUCGAGAGGCCCUCCAAGAAGGACGGCUUCUGCUUCAAGCUCUUUCACCCGCUGGAGCAGUCCAUCUGGGCGGUGAAGGGUCCUAAAGGAGAGGCGGUGGGCUCCAUCACGCAGCCGUUACCCAGCAGCCACCUCAUCUUCCGCGCCGCAUCAGAGUCUGAUGGUCGAUGCUGGAUGGACGCCUUGGAGCUGGCCCUGAAGUGCUCCAGCCUGCUGAAGAGGACCAUGAUCCGGGAGGGGAAGGAGGACAUGAGCACCUUGUCCACUGGUGGAGACCACUCCAUUAACUUCUACAGCCUCCUCAGAGCCCACAACAUCCACGGUUUCCAGUUCAACGACAGCGACCACCUAAAAGACCCGGACCUGUACUCAGACAAGUCGGACCGGGAGGGCGAACAGGACCACGAGGAGUCGGACCCCGAGGCCCUGGAGAAGAGCGAGGAGAGCGACAGCGACACGUCAGAGCGCCAGGACGACUCGUACAUCGACCUGGACCCCAACGAGCACCUGCGGGAAACCCCGUAUAUGGAGCAGUCGCACGAAGAGCUGGGGGAGGCCGGCGAGGCUGCACAGACGGAGACCGUAUCCGAGGAGAACAAGUCUCUGAUCUGGACUCUGCUGAAGCAGGUGCGGCCAGGCAUGGAUCUGUCCAAGGUCGUCCUGCCCACCUUCAUCCUGGAGCCAAGGUCCUUCCUGGACAAGCUGUCCGACUACUACUACCACGCAGACUUCCUGUCCGAAGCUGCAGUUGAAGAGAAUGCCUAUAACCGGAUGAAGAAGGUGGUGAAAUGGUACAUCUCUGGAUUUUACAAAAAGCCAAAGGGGUUGAAGAAGCCGUACAACCCUAUCAUUGGAGAGACAUACCGAUGCAUGUGGCUCCAUCAGAAGACCAACAGCAAGACUUUUUACAUCGCAGAACAGGUUUCUCACCAUCCGCCAGUGUCGGCCUUUUAUGUCAGCAACAGGAAAGACGGGUUCUGCCUCAGCGGCAGCAUCCUCGCCAAGUCCAAGUUCUACGGAAACUCCCUCUCAGCCAUUUUAGACGGAGAGGCUCGGCUCACCUUCCUCAACCGAGGGGAGGACUACGUUAUGAACAUACCCUACGCUCACUGUAAAGGCAUACUGUACGGAACCAUGACCUUGGAGCUGGGAGGUCAGAUCACCAUUGCGUGUGAGAAAACGGGCUACAGUGCUCAGCUCGAGUUCAAACUGAAGCGGCAGCCGUUCCUGGGCAGCAGCGAUUGUGUCAACCAGAUCUCUGGGAAGAUCAAGCUGGGAAAGGAGGUCCUGGCUACUCUAGAGGGACACUGGGACAGCGAGAUCUUUAUCAACGACAAGAAAACGGGGACGAUGGAUACGUUCUGGGACCCGACGCCGGAGCUGAGGCAGAACAGGCUGACACGCUACACCGUCCCACCUGAAGAGCAGGGGGACUUCGAGUCAGAAAGGCUGUGGCAGCACGUGACUCGAGCGAUCAACAACAAGGACCAGACGGAGGCUACCAAUGAGAAGUUCAUCCUAGAGGAAGCUCAGAGGAAGGCGGCCCGGGAGCGCAAAGCCAAAUGCGAGGAUUGGAUCCCCGCCCUGUUCGAGCAGGACCCUGUCACCGGAGAGUGGCAUUACAGAUAUGCCGACACCAGGCCGUGGGAUCCGCUCAACGACCUGAUUCAGUUUGAGAAAGACGGCUGCAUCCAGACCAAGGUCCGACACCGCACCCCUAUGGUACGUUCUGGCAGUCUUAUUAGUCUGAGUAACCAGGGGCCGCGGAGGGACAAUUGCAAGUGCCAGGUAACGGUACCAAAGAGAAAACACAAGAGCGACAAGUCCAAGAGCCCGGAGAGCGGCUGCUCCUCACCAGAACCUGAUCGCCAUGACUCAUCGGGGAGCGAACGUCACAAAAGCAAGCAUAACAGUCGGCUGAGGAAAAAAGGUGCAGACCUCAGCGAACUUCAAAGUGCCAUCGACUCCAUAAAGCAGACGCAGGAGGACAUUAACAGGAGCGUGGCGGCGCUGCGGAUGCGUUCAGCGGGCCGGGCGGAGAACACGUCCUUCCUCCAGCAGCGGGACUACGUCGUCAUCGCCUGCCUCAUCGUCCUUCAGGUUCUCAUCAACUACAUUUUCAAGUAGCAGCCACAAGGCCUCACCCUGAACUCCUUCUCUCACACACACACACACCGGAGAUUUUUAGACGAGCAGACCUCCAGCUCCCUUCUUCUCUCCACUUAACAAACCCAUAUCUUUGUGUCGUGGAAAAGCAGAAGAACUCGGAAAGAGACCGUUUUUAUCGUAUUUAUUCGCAACCAUCACCAUUCCAAAUCUCCGCGGAGAUGCACGGAUUUCAAAGAGAGAGGAACAGCGGUGAGGAGAUUUCACAUGGAAAAAAUGGUUCAACUGCUUCUCGGGAUUUUAUUUUUUGUUUCUGUUUUUUUAUUAACUUGCCUUGAUGUCUAAGGCAAAGACGGCAGCCGUUUUUUUAUUAGCUGUUUCAUUAUUUUUGCUUUUUUUUUUAAACGGAGUGAUGGUACUCUGAUGUUUCACAUUUCACCUCAAACGACAAAGAAGCUUCUAACACAAAAACAAGGACCACAGGUCAGAUUGUAACACAUUCACAUGAGAUCCCUUUAAUUUUAGUGCUUCUUUUUUGUUUUCCUGUUUCAUCUUGUGUUUAACUGAAGCCUGUUCAGAACAGAAAACAAACCAACGUGAUAAAAAAAAGGGAAAGAAAAACAGAGUGGUCUAAUGUGCAACUUUUAUUUUUGUAUGAUCAGAUCCUCUUAUAUUCACCCUCGAUUCCACAUCUGGAAAUAUAAGACAGUGAGAAUAACACAAGGGACAAAAGGAACAGAAGCUAUAGAACUCCGCUUUUUACAUACAAAGUCGUUGUUUAGAGAAAAAAAAAAGAAAAUAGAUCACAUUUGACACAUCCUAUGUGUAUAUUGUAAGUAGCGAACUUUAACCCUUUGGAGACCAUUUUUGUCUUACGGCACAAAUGCACUGGAAAUGUGGGACAUUCACUUUGGUAUCGACUCAGCAUUGAGACAGACUGAUGCUCUAAUCAAGAAAAAAAAAUAAAGAUAUAUAUAUAUAUUUGAAGUCUUUUUAAAACACCCCAGUGACCACUGCCCUUUUACUGUCCUAAUUUAAGCUAGCCGACCUUCUGGUUGAGAUUAGUAAUAAAGAAUCUUAGAGCGGCACUCUGUCUUCUUAAGCCUAAUUUUGUAGUAUCGGUAGUUUCUUCAAGCUUAGAGUGAGAACGAAUGAUUGUUUUUUAUGCUCACUAUUUUAACAUCUCUUUAACAACUUAAGUAUAAAAACCUCACAUCUAAGUUUGAAAGGGUGCCAUUUAUUAUUAUUCUUAUUAACAAUGUUUCCACCAAUCCGGUUCUAGUGUUGAACUACGUCUUGGUGCUGUAGCCGGUUUUUAACUGGCUCAAUAGAAAAUCCAACAAAAUCGAGUCAAAGCACUUCAUUCGUCUCAUUAUCUUCAACCAGGUGUCCUGAUAUAAUUGGUUACUCAUUUAAAACUUCAUGAUUUUAUUAUUUGUUUCUAAAUAUUUAUCUGAAUGUUACGGAACUAAUGUUUAUAUGCAGGCUGAUCAGUUUUAACGUGGUAAGCUGAUGUUAGGAUGCUUCUUGUUGGUUUAAGUCGACACUAUUUUAACUUUUUUCCAUAUUUCGAUUUGGUUAAUUGUAUGCUGUUAGAGAUGACAGAAAAUGAAUCAUAAAUCUAUAUUUACCACAGAAAGUAGUGUCUGCACGCAAAGUCGACACCAUUGGUUUGAUUGAGACCUUCCUGUUUGGAAGCAAAAGUUGAUAUAAGUCUGAAGUUGAGAACCCUUUCACUUUUAGUUUGUAAGUAAUGUUAUCAACAGUUUUUCUUCUGGUUGGAAGUACCAUUAAUAUAUUGAAGUCCUAAUUUAAGUGGUAUAUGAUCUGUGCUAAAGAUGAGGCUGAUGACAAUAAUCUAAUAUCAAUUAUUUCCACCAUAUAAUUUUUUAUAUAAAAUAUCCGACUGCUGGUGUCCAUGAGUGCACCUCUAAUAAUAACUUUGCCAAAAACAACUUAUUUAUUUAUUUUUCUGGAGCUUUAGUUAAAAACAAAUGCCAAGCAAGCACCAGCAGCAGUUUAACAUGUGAACUUAAUUGGUGGGGAAUUAGUGAAAUAGAAGCAUGUGGCAAAAAUAGGUUCCAAGUAGACAAAUCAAAGCUCAACACUUUGUUUGAACUUCACUGCCUGACUGCAGCAGCUCCGCUGCACAUCCGAUAAAGAGCAUCAGUCACUUCCUCCAGCGCAUUUGAGCCUCAAAGUUUCAAUAUGUAACCUAGAAUAGACUCUGUUCUGAGGCUCCUCGUCGGAGCGCAUAGACUUGUAGACCUUUUUCUAACCGUCGCCAUGUUAAGAGCAUUCCAAAUGUACAAAAACUUGCAGCCAAGUUGUGUGUUGGAGUAGAAGUCGGUUGGAGUCACUGUGUAAAUAAUCCGGGUGGGCGACGGCGCCUCCGGAGCGGCACGCGGACACUCUCACUGUGUGCACAAACCGUUUUCCUUCUCCUGUUUGAGUUUUACUAGUUGACGAACAUCCUGGUAAGUUUAGCAGCACUGUUUUACUGUGUUUUUAUUUAUGUCUUCGCCUGUUAUGAUGUUAGCCUUGUCGACGUUUACAUAUAUCCGAUUGCCUCCGCCGUCAGCAGACUGUUAAGCGAUGGAAGCUUCGGGACAACAGAGACCGGUAGCAUUCGUAGAAGCCAGCUGUACCCCUGGAAGUUACCCGGCUGGCCCGAGUGUAUGUGUGUUUGUUUUUUCCCGUGCGUCCUCAUUGCCUGAGAUGGUAGAAUGUUUGGAAAUAAGUAUGUACCAGUGCCUUUUAAAGUCAGACAUGGGCUGAAAUGGUAGCUUGAAGGAGGUGGCGUGGGCAGGGUGCAACAGAAGGUAUAGUCUGAUUUCGGAGUUGGACUGUGGUUGGGUUUACUGUAGAGUUGUAGUGUGGACGGUGCCAUAUGAAGUCUGACUCCACAGGUAGACACCUGCUACCCGUAGAUUCCCAAAGGCCGAUCCCCUGCCACAGGAGGAAGAGUGCAGUUUUCCUUCCCGUCUCCCUCUUUCCCUUGUCUUCAACACACAAAACGUGGAGGGAAGCGGCCAUCUUUACUGUACGUCAUCGUUGCAGUGUCUGUGAAAUAUCGUUUUAUUUAUUCCUCUUUUGUAUGUGGGUUUAUGUUGAACAUUUGUUUUUCUGCUCAUAGUUUUAGGUGAUUGUUCUUUUGUCUUAUUUAAUGUUUGUUUUAUUUUUCAAAAAGCACAUGCUUGUUUUUAUUUCACUUCACAUUAAUAGACACACAGGACUGUCCGAACCGGGGCGACUCACUUCCCCACACACGCAUCACACACCUUUUUCCUAUUCAAGUAAUUGAAUAUAUUUACUGUAUCGCCAUGAAAACUGUAACUUCUCUGAAGUUUAUGGUCACAUGUAACACAAUAAAAACAAAUUACAUACUUCA